Molecule: messenger RNA, 2996 nt
Organism: Cydia fagiglandana
Lineage: Eukaryota; Metazoa; Arthropoda; Insecta; Lepidoptera; Tortricidae
Gene: Atac3
Product: GA-binding protein subunit beta-2
Exons: 9
Coding region: 65-1624 (519 amino acids)
Biological process (GO): positive regulation of transcription by RNA polymerase II
Cellular component (GO): nucleus
Molecular function (GO): protein binding; transcription cis-regulatory region binding
Source: RefSeq, a predicted model, not a curated record
GUUUGUUGGUUGGAGAAGUAUUACAUUUGAGGUGGUUACUUGCAGAAGCUAUUGAAGCUAAGCUAUGGCGGAGCCGGAGGAGGGCCCAGAAGAAGAGGUGGUGGUGCGGCUCGCCUCUACUCCUCAGAUCAUCUUGCCCGAGAACAUGGUCCCUGGCACAUUAACAAAUGCGCGUGCAGCGACUUCAGCCGGAGUCGAACUGGGACGGAAGCUGCUGCUGGCAGCCCGGGCCGGAGACACCAACCUUGUGCUGGACCUCAUGGCGCAGGGAGCACCUUUCACCACUGACUGGCUGGGCACGUCGCCGCUGCACCUGGCGGCGCUGGGCGGGCACGCGUCCACGGCCGCCGUGCUGCUGCGCGCGGGCGUGAGCCGCGACGCCCGCACCAAGGUGGAGCGCACCCCGCUGCACCUGGCCGCCCACGCCGGCCACGAGGCCGUAGCCACGGUGCUGUUGGACCACGGUGCGGCCGUGGACUGCAGGGACAUGCUGCGCAUGACGCCGCUGCACUGGGCGUGCGCGCUCGGGCACUCGGCGCUGGCGGCGCUGCUGCUGCGGCGCGGCGCCGACCCCGGGGCGCGCUGCAAGUUCCGCCGCACCGCGCGCGCGCUCGCCGACCGCCACCCCGCCGUGCGCGCCGCCGUGCGCGCCGCCCUGGCCGACCGGGACCAGGCGGCCUCCGUGCGCGCCAUACAAGAAGAAAUGGCGGUGGACGAGGUGUCGGAGUCGAAACCGUACGAAACCGUCCAGAUGCAGAUACCCGUAGAAGAGAAAUACACACAACCGACCAUCCGGAUACCGCACAAAUUCAACAAACUCAAUAUAGACAAUGAGCAACAGCGGCAGCCGGCCGGGAGCGGCGCGGAGUCGCACGCGACGGGCGCGGCGCUGCUGCGGCACCACGGCAUCACGCUGCUGCCCGCCGACGACGGCAGCACCGUGCUGUCCGCGCUGCAGAGCGGCCGGACCGUCGUGCUCUCAGACGCGGGCAAGCUGAUGCUGAAGGAGAACAGCUCCCCCGCCCCUACUCCCCCCACCCCCGCGCCGCCCGCCACCCUCCCUCCCCCCGCCACCCUCCCUCCCCCCGUCACCCCCCCUCCCCCCCGCGCCGGCGUGGUGGUGCGCGCCUGCCCCGCCCGCUCCCCGCCGCGCCCCGGCGUCAAGGUGUUCACCGUCAACAAGCAGCCCGACAAGGACGUGCAGAUAAAAUACGUCCAACUACCAGCAGACGCAACCAUCCUAUCACCACACAAAGCGGCCAUGAAGGCCAAGAGCAAAGUCGUUCGAGCCGCCGCCGCCACCGGUACCGGUACCGUUACAGGAACCGGAACCGGUACCGGGACUACCGGUAACCGGCCCGGCGUCAAGAUCAUCAUGAACAAAGCUAGCUUCAGCAAGUUGUUGGCUACUGCGACGAGGGCACACGGCUCAGGAGAUAAUGAGCCACUUUCCCUCGGCAAUGCCCGCGGCGAAGCAGUAGUGUGCGUCCCGGAACAGUUCGUGCGCUCCAUGUCGGCGCGCUACCUGCGCGCGCAGCUGCUGGCCGCGCACGCCGCGCUGGCCGAGCUGCAGCGCCAGCUCAAGCAGGCGCGUGCGCAGCUCGCCGCCACGCAGCCCGGCUAGCCCCGCCCAAUCAGAGCGCCGACUCAGUGAUGUGAACUAACUUUAUGUGUGUACAACUGGCUCAGUAUCCCGGGUACUGAGAUGACAGUUAGCCGUGGCCAAUAUCUACAACCCUAUCUGUACAAUCCGACAUAUAUAUUUUAAAAGAUACGUAACCUUCCAUAUUAAGCAGUGAAUUAAAGAGUCUUUAACACUCAUUUUAACACCAGGAAUAUUAAAACACAGUUUGGGAGUGCUCACAUUACCCUUAAAUACCGAAUCAAUGUAUGUCAGAAAAUAGUGUUAUUAAAUUUUGAGACUUUAGUGAUCUGUGAAAUUCGAAAUAACAAAACUCCUCUAAACACAUGAAAGCAGUCAACGAUACAGCAAUAGAAGACUCCGCCUCUACAACAGGAAUGAACCUAAAGUCACUAAAAAUAUAGCCACAAAAAGAGCAAAUAACGAAAUAGGCUGUAAAGACGUAUUGAUGCCUCAUACACAAUAUUAAUCUACUAAAUGAUUGAAUAAUAUACUAAAAACUUUUUCUUCCUUCAUGUGAUUUGACAAUUUGAACGAUAGCAAAAUGUAAAUAAGAUGUAACUAUUGCAAUAGUUAUUUUAUAUAGAAGAAACUACUAUAUUUUUGUAAAUACAAUUUCUAGUAAAAUGGCAAAAAACGGAAUGCUUAUAGAUUCGUCAUGUAUGUCUGUCUGUCUGUCCGUCCGUAUGUCACAGCCACUUUUUUCCGAAACUAUAAGAACUAUACUGUUGAAACUUGGUAAGUAAUACAUCAUAAAUCGUAAACCGCAAUUUUAUUAUGUUACUUGCUGCUAAGGGUUCCUUUAUGGGCGAGUCCGACUCGCACUUGGCUGCUUUUUUUUAUGUGAUAGUCAACAAACGAGCAGACAAGUUUCCGGUUUUAAAUGUUCCAGAAUAUAAAAACGGGACAUUAUAUCUUUAGGUGAUGAUGAUGGCCAUUUCUGGAGGAUUCUUCUGCGAGUCCAUCUUUAAAUAAUAUCAAAAAAAUAGGAAGGGCAGUUUAGAGUUACCGUCUCUUGCAGUUGAGUUGACAAAACAUAAAGAACAGGCAUACAUAAAGGCUGGAUUACUGAAGUGGGGCACAAGCACUUUUGUACUCAAUAUGCUUGUGCCGCACACCAGCCAUAACAUUCGUCAGAUUUGUACUUGUUUUAUUAGAAAACAAGCAUUUGGGUCUGCAUUAUUAAAAAAAAAUAUCUGUUACACAAUUAUGAUUAGUAGCCUACUUAAACCCUAGUUUACCGACGUAAACCCAGGCUAGAUAAAGUAGAUAGAUCACAACUUAUUAUAAGAAGAAAAAACCUAAUGUUAUGUUUUUUAUGUUGUUUGUAAGAAAAUAAAAAUUGUUCUUAAAA